Messenger RNA from Aspergillus steynii IBT 23096, 174 nucleotides. RefSeq lists its product as uncharacterized. The record is from RefSeq and is a predicted model, not a curated record. NCBI's taxonomy places the organism in Eukaryota, Fungi, Ascomycota, Eurotiomycetes, Eurotiales, Aspergillaceae. Bases 1 to 174 code for a protein of 57 amino acids. The transcript is spliced from 3 exons.
AUGACCACCAACGUGAGAAAUACUCUGGGCGCAGAUGCCACCGGUUACAUUCGACGCGAGAGGCUACAGGAUAGGCUGCGAGUAAUUUUUAAGCUGCCGAUUACCGUCGAGCUCCGUAACGACCGCUUUGUCUUCUAUGCCCCGAGGUUGGUUACUGAGGAUGAGAUCGAGUGA